AUGGCGAGAGCAAAUAACAAAUACACCUCCAUUAACUACAACCACAUCCUCCAAAAAGAGCCUCUUUCUUCUUCUUCUUCCUCCCCUUCUUAUUCCUCCGUCGCUCGUUCCAAUGGCCGUAUGCUCGUCCUCACCAAACCUUCCCCGAAGCCCCUGAAAUCUACUGCCGCCACUACGCCUCCUCCUCCGCUCUCUGCAGCUCCCAAGACCCCGGAUCAAGCCAUCUCUGAUCCAGAUCCGAAUCAGAUCUCUCUCCGUCCUCUAGGUCAUACCGGACCUGGUUCCUCGCUUUCGUUCCCAGUUCGGUCUAAGGAAUCCGAGGAGGUGGCUGCUCCUGCUCCAAUGUCCAUUUCCCCGAAACCUGACCGGUUCGUGCCGCCCCAUCUUAGGCCAGGCUUUGUCCGUAAGGACGAGAAACCUGUACUCGACUCUUCUCGGCUAAGAGAUCCGAGUCCGAGUCAGAGGUUGUCUCAUCAGGAACAUCAACAUCAGCAACAACCGCGGCAGGGGUAUUAUGGGUAUGGGCAGACCGGGCGGCCCAAAUCGGGCGGGUAUGAGAGGAUCCGAUCCGAUCCGGAUCACUUUGGUCGACCAAGAUCGAGCGGAAACCGACCCGGCACCUCCGGAUGGUAUGUUGAUAGCUCUCCGCUCACUUUUAGCUAA
Messenger RNA from Thlaspi arvense, 663 nucleotides. NCBI's taxonomy places the organism in Eukaryota, Viridiplantae, Streptophyta, Magnoliopsida, Brassicales, Brassicaceae. The record is from the annotation of a GenBank genome assembly.